AUGUCAAUGGUUCUAGGUAGUUUGAUUGCAGCAUUCAUUUCAGCAAAUCUAAAAUAGACUACAUUCCUAUUGAUAAUGGCUGCUAUAGCAAGCUUAUCUAUAGCAGUGUUUGCUACACUAACCAAACCAAUCAAUUAUAAAAGAUAUUUACCAGAAGAUUCUGACUAAGAUUUUCAGAGUGUAGUGGCUGAAAAAUUGAAAUAACAAAGCAGUGAAAUGAUUAAAGUGUUGCUCCAAUUUUAUUAGGAAAAGAAGUAUUAGAGAUAUUACUGCUCAUUAAGGCUAAAAAGAUGA
This is a messenger RNA of Stylonychia lemnae, 294 nucleotides long. The record is from the annotation of a GenBank genome assembly. Lineage: Eukaryota; Ciliophora; Spirotrichea; Sporadotrichida; Oxytrichidae.